Molecule: messenger RNA, 2058 nt
Organism: Adelges cooleyi (spruce gall adelgid)
Lineage: Eukaryota; Metazoa; Arthropoda; Insecta; Hemiptera; Adelgidae
Gene: svp
Product: nuclear receptor subfamily 2 group F member 1-B
Exons: 5
Coding region: 456-1802 (448 amino acids)
Biological process (GO): cell differentiation; anatomical structure development; regulation of transcription by RNA polymerase II
Molecular function (GO): nuclear receptor activity; RNA polymerase II cis-regulatory region sequence-specific DNA binding; zinc ion binding
Source: RefSeq, a predicted model, not a curated record
GUGGCCCGCGGGUCAGUUCACUCCGAUCUGGGAUCGCGGCCGCCAGGUCUCCGAAAGGUCAAAAUCCGAAACGGUCGCCGCCACCGCCGCCGUUGUGCCGAAAAGUUCGCGAUUUACUAAACACAAAUAAUAUUCAUUUUUUUUUUUUUGUGUUGUUUUUAAUUUUAUUAUUACAAAAUAAUAAAUUGCGUUUUUCCCGUGCGGUAAAGAAAAUUUGAUAAAAUUACAUUUUACGUCGUGGUAGUGCCGCGUGACCGACCGUCGGUAAAUUAUACGGGGGCAUCCCGCGAGUUUUCGUCCGACACAUCAGCGUCGCGUUCGUCGGGCCAGCCCGGCAGUUUCAGCGGAAGCUCAGGUCCACACCGGCAGGCACCAUUAUUAUUCCGCAUAACGGCCUCGCGGUGUGUCGCGCGGCGGUAGGCGGAUUAUGCACAGUGUCCGGCGGCGGGCCCGGCAUGACCGGUGGCGGGCCGUUGGGCGGCUCGGCCGCGCCGCCCUCACUGCAGGUACCGCACGGCGUGCCGCCGGAUCCGCUGUCCGGUGGACAUCACCACGAUCUUGGCGGAUUCACCCGUAGCAUGGCCCUGGUGACGCCCGCGUGGCGCGAUCCGCCGGUCGGCGGGGGUGGACAUCACAUGGAAGAGCCGCAACAGAGUACCACGCCGGGUACGGCCAGCUCGCAAUCCGGCGGCUCGUUGGCCGCGCUCAGCGGACAGUGCGACAAAAACGGACAGAACAUCGAGUGCGUCGUUUGUGGCGACAAGAGCAGCGGUAAACACUACGGACAGUUCACUUGCGAAGGGUGUAAAAGCUUUUUCAAGAGGAGCGUCCGCCGAAACCUGACUUACUCGUGCCGGGGAAGCCGGAACUGCCCUAUCGACCAACACCACCGGAACCAAUGUCAGUACUGUCGGCUGAAAAAAUGCCUGAAAAUGGGUAUGCGCCGAGAAGCCGUACAGAGAGGUCGAGUUCCGGCCAGCCAGCCGCCCAGUCUGACGGGUUUACCCGGUCAACUGUGCCUGACCAACGGUGACGCGGCUGCGGCCGCGGCCGCUGCGGUGGGUGCAGUAGGCUUGAACGGCCACUCGUACCUGUCUUCGUAUAUAUCGCUACUGUUGCGGGCCGAACCAUACCCGACAUCCAGGUACGGUCAGUGCAUGCAACCCAACAACAUCAUGGGCAUCGACAACAUAUGCGAACUGGCGGCCCGACUGUUGUUCAGUGCGGUCGAAUGGGCCAGAAACAUACCGUUCUUCCCCGACCUCCAGGUAACCGACCAAGUGGCUCUGCUGAGGCUCGUUUGGAGCGAGUUGUUCGUGUUGAACGCGUCGCAGUGUUCGAUGCCGUUGCACGUGGCUCCUCUGCUGGCAGCCGCCGGACUGCACGCCUCUCCCAUGGCCGCUGAUCGAGUGGUCGCCUUCAUGGACCACAUACGCAUUUUCCAAGAGCAAGUGGAAAAGCUCAAAGCCCUGCACGUGGAUGCAGCCGAAUACAGUUGUCUGAAAGCAAUCGUCUUGUUCACCACCGACGCAUGCGGGUUGUCGGACGUGGCUCACAUCGAAUCGCUGCAGGAAAAAUCUCAGUGCGCCCUGGAAGAGUACUGCCGGACACAGUACCCCAACCAACCCAUAAGGUUCGGCAAGUUGUUGCUCAGGUUGCCGUCUUUGCGCACAGUCAGCUCACAAGUGAUCGAGCAGUUGUUCUUCGUCCGGCUGGUGGGCAAGACGCCCAUCGAGACUCUCAUCCGGGACAUGCUGUUGAGUGGCAGCAGUUUCAGUUGGCCGUACAUCAACUCCAUGUGACACUCCGUUUGGAGGCAGAUGACAGGGACGCCUGCCUCGUUAUGAGCGCAAAAGAAACAAUGAACAAAAACAAAAUUAUGAACAAAAUUAAGAACAAAAAAAUUAAAAAAAAAAAAAAAACAUUCGAAAAAUUGGCAUCACCUCGUGUAAAAGAAACCGGACAAAGCGGCAGGCAAGAUACAACAGCGAGGACCUUUGUCGAGCUCAAAAAUAAAAGUAACCAAAAAAAAAAAAUCUGUUGAACGAAAAAAAAUAA